This is a messenger RNA of Moneuplotes crassus, 2344 nucleotides long. Lineage: Eukaryota; Ciliophora; Spirotrichea; Euplotida; Euplotidae. The record is from the annotation of a GenBank genome assembly.
AUGGAUCCAAGCCAACAGAAAACAAACAGGGAUUUACGAGAUGUAGUCCGGCUCGAGACUAAAGAAGAGACUAAAGGGGGUACUUUAGAAGUUAUGAAACCUGAUACCAAAUCUCUUAUACAUAAAAAUGUAUGAGUGCAAUCUAAGGAUCAGAUCAAAAAGAGCGAAAAUAAGGAUGGAAAGAUCCUGCACAAGCAAACAAAGCCUCCAGUUAAGGAAAAGGUCGAGAGCCUUCUUAAGCAGCAUGAAAAUGACAUGUUAGAACUAGAGAAUGAGACCAACGAGAAAAUGAAACUAUUUAGUGAACUAUUGCAAGGAGCUAGCCUCAUACCUUCACCUGAGGCAGGUCCUCAAGCUUCGUCGGAGCCUCAAGCCCAACAUAACGAAGGCCAAGAAUUAGUGACCCUUGUUGAUAAAAAUAGAGAGUUAAUGAACGAAAUCAAGAACAAAAGAAAAGUUUUAGAAAGAUUAGUUCAUGAACAAGAUAGCUUAAGAGAGAAAGUCUCCUCUAAAAGUAAUGGGCUUGUAGAUAUCAGACCAGGAAUGACAGUUGAAGGUGUAUAUGUCUCACUUAGAAGAAGAGGGAAGCUACUUCGAGGCCAAAAAAACCAAGAAGCUCCGAUACUAACAGCUAAAGAAAAAGUACUCCUGCUUCCAGAAAGAUCUGUGAGGAUCAUGAAGGAAUUCCUUGUUGGUCUUAAAGAUAAAAAGAAUCCUCAGAUAGAGCAAAUUUCGAUAGAAAAUAAGGCUCUAAAAGCUCAGGGGGAUCAGCUUAUUAAGAAAAUCAUGGAACAACAUGAGAGUGAUAAGCUACAUGGCUCAAUCGAUGAAAAUGCACUGAAGCAAGAGCUGCAGCAAUAUUAUGAUUCUCUGACGACUUCUUUAGAAGAAAUAGUUAAAAGUAAUCAAGAAAUUGAUUCACUUACAACAGAAUUAGGAGAAACCAGAGAUAGGUUUACAGCAAAGGAAAAGGAUGGGUGCCACCUUCUCUUACAGUAUCUGGAAAUUAGAAGACUUCUCAAUAAAUCUAACCAAGAAUGCAAUAACUUGAGGGCUUUCUCCGAGGGUUCAUCAGAGCUCUUUUCUCAAAGAAGAAGGAAAAAGCAAAGAGUCUUAGAAAAUCAAGCUAAAACUAUUGAAAAUAUUCAAAAAGAGAUCGAAGAAUGGAGUUGUAAGAAUGCAAAAUUAGAACAAGAGGUAAAUGGCAAAGAAGCACAACUAAGCCAGCUCCAGGAUAACAUCCAGAGCUUGGGAGUCCAAGAACUCGAUUCUAAUAUUGAUGCAAACAUAGAGACUUAUAAGAGAAAGCUAGCUUCUCAUAGAGAAAUUCAAGAAGAGUUGGAAGCUUUUCCUCAAAAAUGGGAUGGAGAUUUUAAAGAUUUUGUACAAGAAAUGACAACUUGUCUUAAAGACUCUCUGAAUGACCAUCCCUCAAACAAGGAGUUCCCAGCAAUCAAACAAGACUGGGUAGAUAAAACUAAAGAAAUUUCAGAUCUUGAGAAAUCUAUUUCAAUGCUUGAAAGAUCUCUGGAAGCCCAUAAAAUUAAGACUAAAAUAGCUUCAGAGCUAAGUAGCGAAAUCCAAAGAGUUAAAGAAAGGUUAGAAGAUGGCAUCAACGAAGAUACUUAUAACAAUCUUGUACAGGAGUCCAGGGAUAAACUAGAAGACCUUAUUUUACAAAUUAAGACUAUUAUAACCGAUGUCAAAUAAGGACACCCUCUUGUGCUCCAAAUGCAAAGAUGCAGGAAGUCUCAGCAAUAAGAAUCUCUCUAAAUGUCCAGAGUGACAGGAUCUCUCCAAGAUCAGAGCUAGGAAUGCAACUUUGCAAGCAGAAAUUAGCCAAAAGCAAGCUGAAAACCAAGCUAAAACUGAUGCUUUAUUAGAGAAAGAUCAGUACAUUGCCUCACUUAAAGAAGAAAUAGAGAUGCUUGAAAAAGCUUAUUCUAACACUUCUUCAUUUAUGGAUGCUGACAAAGAACUGGAGUUCUUGAUGGCAGACCAAAUCGAGGCAUCCCUAGUACCAAUUUCUCAGCUCAACGAGCCAGGGUAUUACUUAUUUGGAACAAAGAAAAUCUACGUCAAGGUUCUUGAGCAUGAGCUCAUGGUUAGAGUCGGUGGAGGCUUUGUAGAUUUUGAUGAGUACUUAGUCAGAUAUACAGAUCCAGAGCUGAUUAAAAUUGAAAAACAGCUGAAAAAAGAGAGGGUGAAGAACUAUGAGGAUCUUGAAAUAUACCAAGAUCUUGUUGCUAAAACUCACAGUAAAUGCAAGUCUAAAGAGAGAAUGUUUGUACCGAAGAUAGAGAGGCAAUAAAGCUGAUAAAAAUAUAUGAAAUAAACUUCAAUA